Molecule: messenger RNA, 1547 nt
Organism: Hirundo rustica (Barn swallow)
Lineage: Eukaryota; Metazoa; Chordata; Aves; Passeriformes; Hirundinidae
Gene: B3GALNT2
Product: beta-1,3-N-acetylgalactosaminyltransferase 2
Exons: 12
Coding region: 56-1540 (494 amino acids)
Cellular component (GO): membrane
Molecular function (GO): hexosyltransferase activity
Source: RefSeq, a predicted model, not a curated record
GCGCCGCUGGGGGAGGCCGGCGCGGACGGGAAGGGGCCGGCGGCUGCGGCGGCCAAUGCGAAACUGGCUGGUGCUGCUGUGCCCCUGUGUGGUCGGGGUCGCGCUGCACCUCUGGCUGCUGCUGAGCUGCCCCGGCAGCCACCCGGCAGGUCCACUGUCCUUCUUUCCUCAGUGGAAGCUGAAACAUUAUGAUGUUAUUGUAGGUGUUCUGUCAGCUCGGCACAAUCAUGAACUGCGCAGUGUUAUAAGGAACACUUGGUUCAAGCACCUGAAACAGCAUCCUGCCCUGAACCAACGUGUCCUUGUGAAGUUUAUAAUAGGUGCGCAUGGUUGUGCUGUGCCAGUGAAGGACAGAGAAGACCCCUACUCCUGCAAACUUCUGAACAUCAGUAACCCAGUUUUGAAUCAGGAAAUUGAAGCAUUCAGUCUCCCUGAGGACACACCUUCUGUGCUGUCUGAAGACAGAAUCGUCAGUGUGAACUUCCGUGUCCUUUACCCCAUUGUCAUUACCAGCCUUGGGGUAUUUUAUGAGCCCGAUGGGGUGGGAUUCCAGAGGAACAUCACUGUAAAGCUGUACCAGGCAGAACAUGAGGAAGCGAUCUUCAGUGCUCGCUUUAGUCCCCCAAGCUGUGGAGUGCAGGUGAACAGAUUGUGGUACAAGCCAGUGGAGCAGUUUAUUUUGCCAGAGAGUUUUGAAGGUACCAUUGUGUGGGAGAGCCAGGAUCUUCAGGGCUUAGUUUCAAGAAACCUUCAUAAAGUGAUGGUGAAUGAUGGAGGAGGUGUUUUCAGAGUCAUUACAGCAGGGGAAGGGUCACUGCCACAUGAGCUCACAGAAGGUGUGGAGGGAAUAGCAGGUGGUUUUAUCUACACUAUUCAAGAAGGUGAUGCUCUUUUAAAAAGCCUCCAUACUCGCCCAGAAAGAUUUGCAAGGCACAUAAAAAACCUUGAGAAAGAAGAUGCUUUAUUGAAGGAAGAAAGCAGUACCUAUGAUGACAUUGUUUUUGUAGAUGUGAUUGACACUUACAGAAACGUUCCCUCCAAACUGCUGAACUUCUACCGAUGGACAGUUGAAUCAACAAGUUUUGACUUGUUGCUGAAGACGGAUGAUGACUGUUACAUUGAUUUGGAAGCUGUUUUCAACAGGAUACUGCAGAAAAAAUUGGACAGGCCAAACAUUUGGUGGGGAAAUUUCAGACUGAAUUGGGCAGUUGAUCGAACUGGGAAGUGGCAAGAACUGGAGUAUCCAAGCCCUGCAUAUCCAGCCUUUGCUUGUGGGUCUGGCUAUGUCAUCUCCAAAGACAUUGUGCAAUGGCUGGCAAGCAACUCUGAAAGAUUAAAAACUUACCAGGGUGAAGAUGUGAGCAUGGGCAUCUGGAUGGCAGCUGUAGGACCCAAGCGAUAUCAAGAUGGUCUCUGGUUGUGUGAGAAGACAUGUGAGAGUGGCAUGUUGUCUUCCCCCCAGUACUCUCCCCAGGAGCUGGGAGAGCUCUGGAGAUUAAAGGAACUGUGUGGAGAUCCGUGUAGAUGUGAGGAAAGGUGAUGGACUU